CUAAUAUGAUAUUAUCUACUGUUUGAGAAUUUAAUUCUUCAGCAAGUGAUAACUCUCAUUAUAUUUUGGAAGCUAGCCAGUUACGUCGAGACGGUGACGCAUCAUGUGUUACUUCUGUAUAUAAAAAUCGAGACGUUUCGAAGCUCACGUUUAGUAUCAACGAUAGUACGAGAAGAUCGGUUCUCUCUGAACUUUUAUCAGUGUUUCAUCGAUUACGCCAAGUUGAUUCAACAAAUCGAUAACUUAAUUAAUUUCGAAAAGUUGAAAGAGAGUUUUGGUUUGUGUCUUAUAUGCGACAUUUAUUAAUUUGGAUAUAUCUGCGAAAGAUAUAAAAAAUUAUACAAGGGAUAUUUUAUGAUCUUUGCGGUAAGAUGUCUUUUAGCAGAUAUACGACGCAUCGCCGAAAGUGUAUUUUGUUAACUAGACAAUUUACGGAUAGUGCAACUGGUAAAGAUGCCAGUGGAAAUGUAACAAGUAUCACGAAUAAACUUUUACGCUCCAUAAACGAUAUAAAAAAAGUCAAAAUGUCGAUGCAGAAUCAAUGGAAGCUUUUGUCACAAUUAAAGGAUUAUCUGAAUAAGACCAACUGCGAUAAAAAUCAAAUUAAUGUCUCUAAGGAUUGGUUGGAUAUUCUGCAGAAAUUAACCUACUCGCAGCUCGAAACAAUACGAAAAUUAUCAUCAGACUCUAUUAAAAGCACUGAUACAAGCAAGAGCUCGAAUACAAAGCAUAAAGAAAGCAAUGAUUCAGAAAAUGUGAAACUAACAUUUAUGUCCAAUCAAACAGAAUCGCUUAUAGAUAAUUCUACUAUGCAACAAAAAAUACAGCAGCAAACUAGCGAACAAAGUAUGCCUGAUAAUAAAAUAGAAUCAAAAGAAAGUUUUACAAUGCCACAAAUUCUCUCUACAUUGUUUUUGAAGUUAUCUCCCAAAAGUACACAAACUACCAAACUAACUAUACCAAAGUGGAAAGUGAAUGUUCAUAGUAUUUCAAAGCAUAGUAUUGUAUCUCGUACACGACACGUCUUGAACAGUAUCGUAUCAGCCGAGUCGAAUGCUUCUAAGUUGCGGAGAAUCGAGGAUUUGUUAUUGCAUAUCGAUCAGUAUCCGGAGGCGAGACAUUACGCGAUCAAGGAGGGAGCGAUUAAGAUUUUACUGCGAACUCGUCAGAAGACGAAGGAUGAACAAAUUAAUGCAUCUAUCAGGGAAGCGCUGGCGCUAAUGGGAUAUAUCGAUCCUCUACCCGGUCGGGGCAUCAGAAUCUUAUCGAUCGACGGCGGUGGUAUUCGCGGAGUAUUAGUUGUAGAGAUGUUGAAGAAAUUGGAGGAACUCACAGGAAAAAAGACGCAUGAAAUGUUUGAUUACAUAUGUGGCGUCAGUACAGGCGCCAUUCUUGCUGCUGUGUUAGUAUUACCAAAGGAUGCUUUGGAAGGGGGAUACAAGAGAAAAUCAUUGGACGAAGUUUCGAGAUUAUACAAAGAACUGAGCAUCAGAGUGUUUACGCAGAGUGCCAUAAAAGGCACAAGCAGUCUAGUUUGGAGUCACGCGUAUUACGACACUGCAUUAUGGGAACAAUUAUUGGAGGAACAUUUAGGCGACAAAAUUCUUAUCAAAACUACGCGUGAUCCAAAUGCACCAAAGUUUUCAGCAAUAUCCGCCGUGGUAAAUCACGGGAACGUUAUGGCUUAUGUAUUUAGAAAUUACACAUUACCGUAUGGAAUGGAAAGUCAGUACAUGGGAUCUCAUAAAUAUAAAUUAUGGGAAGCCGUAAGAGCGUCAGCUGCUGCACCGAGUUACUUUGAGGAAUUUAAAUAUGGCGACUAUCUUCAUCAGGAUGGUGGCAUUCUAGUAAAUAAUCCAUGCGCCGUAGCGAUUCACGAAGCCAAACAGCUGUGGCCAAAUAAUCCAAUUCAAUGCGUUGUAUCAUUCGGCACUGGUCGAAUUCCACAUCAUUUCUAUGAAAACGAAUCUAUGGAAGUCGAGAUCUCAAGCUGGAGGGAAAAAUUCUACAAAAUUUUGGAUAGCGCCACUGAUACAGAAGCUGUGCAUACGAUGCUGAAUGAUCUGCUACCUGACCACAUUUACUUUAGGUUCAACCCCUAUUUAACGGAAAUGCAAUCAAUGGUGGAAAUUCGAUCUGAAAAGAUUAGUCUAAUGGAACAAGAUGCAAGAAUGUACAUACGUCGAAACGAAGAGAAAUUUCAAAAGGCUGCUGCUGCUUUACUGAAAAAGCGGCGGAUCCAACAGAAAAUUGCUGAUUAUAUUACUUUGCAAAGACAAUUAUUAGGUCUAUAUCGUAAAGCUCAUCGUAAUGGCAUCAAGAAGCCUAAGAGGUACAGACACGAAUCCACACUUGGUAUGGAUUUGAAAUUCCUGAGGAAUCAGCGCUUUGCCAAGAAGCAUAAUCUUAAACCGAAGGAACUGUAUAAAAUUAUACAGUUAUAUUAUAUCAAUAUGGCCGCGGAACAGGUUAAACUAGACACAUGCGAUUUUUCCACGAAAUUCGAGAUAAAUAAUUCGACGAAACCGAAGAGAAUUCUAUUGUUUAGCGGCAAGAGAAAGUCCGGAAAGGAUUAUAUCACUGAUAAUUUGCAUAAAAGAAUUGGUUCGCAAAGGAGUGUAAUUAUACGAUUAUCAGGGCCUAUAAAAACGCACUGGGCAAAAUCUUUGAAUCUUGAUAUCAACCAAUUACUGGGACAUGGAGAAUACAAGGAAAAAUAUCGACUUGAUAUGGUUAAGUGGGGAGAAGAUAUGCGAAAGAAAGAUUAUGGCUACUUUUGUCGUGCUGCUAUUGAUAUGUAUAAUGCAAGGGGUAAGCCAGUGUGGAUAAUAAGUGAUAUUAGAAGAAAGACUGAUAUUAAGUGGUUUAUGGAAAAUUUUGGAGAUUUAUGUAAAAAUAUACAUAUAGCCUGCUCUGAGGAAGUUAGACAAAAACGUGGCUGGAUCUUUACACCAAGUAUAGAUGAUUCAGAAACAGAGUGUGAUUUGGACAAUGUAAGUGAUUGGGAUUUGUUGCUGGAGAACAAUGAUGAUAGUGAUACAGAAGCUAUACUGCAACAACUAUUAGGACUAUGUGUAACUGUCAAAGACAAAUCAUUAAUAAGAUCCAUUGGAAUAAUGGAACACACGAUUCCAUCCGAUAUCCUUGACGAUCUCAGCAGUCGAUUUAUCAUUAAUGUCCCUGAGGAAGAAAGGAAAGACUUGGUGCGAAUUUGCUUCCAAAUUGAAUUGGCACAUUGGUUUUACCUUGACUUCUACUGCACAGAGGAGAAUCCUAAAUUAAGAUCAUGUAACAUGAAGGAAUUUGCCACCCAUAUAUUCCAGCACAUACCUUUUUUGAAGCCACAUCUGCAGCAUAUUGAUGCUGUUCUCGACCAAUGGAGAGAAUACAAGCAGAAUGUGCCAACAUUUGGAGCGAUUGUGCUAAAUGAGGACAUGACCAAGGUGCUGUUGGUGCAGAGCUACUGGGCAAAGAACAGCUGGAGUUUUCCCAAAGGAAAAGUAAAUGAGGAUGAGGAGCCUUUUCUUUGCGCCAUUCGAGAAGUGCUGGAAGAAACUGGUUUUGAUAUAUCUAAUUUGAUAGAUAAAAACGAAUAUAUUGAAUCUAUAAUAAAUGAUCAAGUAGUGAGACUGUACAUUAUCUCGGGUGUGCAAAAAGAUACAAAGUUCCAACCGAAAACGCGGAAAGAAAUAAAAAAUGUCGAGUGGUUUUCUGUGGUAGAUUUGCCCAAUACUAAGAAAGAUAUGACUCCUAAAGUGAAAAUUGGCGUUGGACCAAACGCGUUUUUUAUGGUUGUACCUUUUGUCAAACGGGUGAAGCGGUGGAUUCAAGAGAAACAGCAACGUGAAAAAAAUGCCAUUAUGACCGUCCGAAGACAAAGGCAUAAAUCGUUGGGAGAAGUCGAGACGGUUUCGAAGAGCAAACGACAGCAGAUACUUUUCCAUAAUUUUUCCACUUGCCCACCACAAAGUGAAGUUCCAGAUUUUAAGAUCAACCGUCAAUCGAACAUCUCUCCGGCUCGCAAUCGUCGUGGUACAAGUGACAAUAAGAAAGACGCUGUAUCGAAAGCAGCCUUUAAACGGAAUCUAUUUGGAGAUCACGAAGAAACUCAAUCACAGGGUCUCGCUAGACAUUUGAUAGACAGCCCUGCUCAGCCAUGCUCAUUUCUAAUCGAUCCUGCGAUCCAGUCAAUCAAGUACAAUGAUUUCAAUUACAAAGCUCAAUCUUGGGAAGAAGUAAAAGACUGUCGCAAGAAAAGCCUACCAGAGGGAAAUAUUAAGGCGUUACUGUUUGGAGAAGCUGCACGCAAAUUACAAAAGGAUUUUACAACCGUUUCAUCGCUUCCUUUUAUAAAUGUAGAACACGACGAUUCACCGCUUUUAACGAAGAAUUACAUGGAUUAUCAAGAUCUUUCUGCUGCUGAUUUUUAUUUAGAGAGUUGGAAGAAUUUUAAAUUUGAUAGACAAGAAAUACUGAAAACUCUAGAGUCAUUAUGUAUAUAAUAAUUCGGAAGAAUGGAUUACCAGAAGUAUAGAUAUAUUAAUCUCUAGGAGAGCAGGAACUUUCGAUCUCUGCAGAUUACGAAAAGUUAUUGCACGUUUAAAACGUGUUAUUAUUUCUAAUUAUCAUUUAUAUUAUUCAAUAUCCUUCUAAUAUUGAUUUAAAUUUGAAUUUGUUUCAAUUUUUGAUCUCUCUUGUAUAUAUUUAUCUUACUAUAUACAUACUAUAUAUAUAUAUUAUCCGAACAUAAGCCUCUCUAUCCUAUAACGUGAUGAUAAAUUUAGUGGAAAUUCAUAUGCUUUGAAUUUACCGUUAUAUGAAAACUGAUUACAGAGAAAAGAAGCCGUAUGUCGCGUAAAUAAGAUUUUAAAAGUAUUUUAUACUUUUAAAUUUGAAACAAAAUAAAGUUUCAAUUUAGCAGUCUAUUAAGAGCUGGAUGAUAGUGCAUCAGUUUCACAGAAAAUUAAUUUUUCUUUGAAACUGAUUAAUGUACACGGGGCACAAAUUUUUCUUCGUCCUAUACCAAGUAUAAAUAAAUCUCAAUAACCUGCUGAAUUCAAAUUUGUGUUUUGUUGCUUUUUAACCAAAUCUUUAUAAUUUAGUAUUUUCGAUAUGAUAAACUUUAAGAAACAGGUUAUUCUUAAAUCAUGUCAUACAAAUAAUGGUGGUAAUCCAUUUAUAACUAUAGAAAGACAAUUACAGCGCAUAAAUAAUAUAUUGUACAUUUUGGUUUUGAUAUCAGCACUUUCUUGCUGAAAUUGUUAUAAUCUUUCUUUUCUUUUUCUUUUUUUUUUUUUUUA
Formica exsecta is the source of this 5300-nucleotide messenger RNA. RefSeq lists its product as uncharacterized. The record is from RefSeq and is a predicted model, not a curated record. The transcript has 22 exons. Gene Ontology annotation, cellular component: cytoplasm; ribosome; membrane. Gene Ontology annotation, biological process: deadenylation-dependent decapping of nuclear-transcribed mRNA; cholesterol biosynthetic process; nuclear-transcribed mRNA catabolic process, nonsense-mediated decay. Bases 372 to 4502 code for a protein of 1376 amino acids. Gene Ontology annotation, molecular function: phosphomevalonate kinase activity; manganese ion binding; 5'-(N(7)-methylguanosine 5'-triphospho)-[mRNA] hydrolase activity. Lineage: Eukaryota; Metazoa; Arthropoda; Insecta; Hymenoptera; Formicidae.